Hemicordylus capensis (graceful crag lizard) is the source of this 4798-nucleotide messenger RNA. It is a transcript of the gene SCNN1G, whose product is annotated as sodium channel epithelial 1 subunit gamma. The record is from RefSeq and is a predicted model, not a curated record. The transcript is spliced from 13 exons. Gene Ontology annotation, molecular function: ligand-gated sodium channel activity. Gene Ontology annotation, cellular component: membrane. Gene Ontology annotation, biological process: sodium ion transmembrane transport. NCBI's taxonomy places the organism in Eukaryota, Metazoa, Chordata, Lepidosauria, Squamata, Cordylidae. The coding region runs from base 2208 to 4658 and encodes 816 amino acids.
CAUCUUAGGUCCGGGCAGAGGCCUCCCCUUGCGCGGCCUGGAGGGGCGGCGAAUAGCGCAGAGGGGGCGGGGCGAGGAGGCCCCCCCCCGCCUCGCGGCCCCGCAGCCCUUCCCGCCAAAACCGCACGGCUGGGGGAGGGGUUCCUUGGCUGAGGGGGCGCCCCAGUGCCCUGUCAGGACGGUGUCGCGGCUCACAGUUCUUUAUUAUUAUUAUUAUUAUUUUGUGUUUAUUGAAAAUAUUUCCGUACCGCCCAGAACGUGCGUCUCUGGGCGGUAAAGUCAUUUAAACCAUCAAAUCAAUUAACAGUUAAAACCUGCUGCUCCGUUUCUGUCCCCUCCUCGACCAUCCCGUCUGGCUGCGUUUUUCUCCCUCCUCACCUUUUCCAGCUUCGGCCUUCCGGUCUCCAGCCGCACCUCUUGCCGGCAUCUUCUCCCAUUUUCAGAGUGAACUUGAGCAUGAAACUCAUCCACUUCCUCUCCUUCUGCGUCAGUCGUUGGGGCAGAGACUUGAAGAACCGCCAUGUUGAAGGGUGGUUGUCCACGGAAUCUCAUCGAUAUUUGUCGGCCAAAGACGGUUGUAUUUAUCUCUCUAUCCUUCCUGACGACGAAAGCAACACCCUUCCUUCUUUGUUGCUCCUGUCCGGAGCAGGGAGCGAUUUCCUGACUGAAGGUGUCCCGUUCCAGUCCAUUCCAGUCCACUGAUGCCCGAGAUGUCCAUCUGUAGUAGACUCGUUUCAUCUUUCCUAGUGUGGAGGUUUCCCACCUUCUUGCUUCCCACAUUCCCAUUGUAAUUCUGUCUUUGCAGCUUGGGAUUUUCUUUCCCGGCAUGGCAACAUCAGCUGCUAGAGGUCCAAAAGGUUUUCGCCUGACCGCCUCAUAAACACCACCAAUACUGAUUGCUGGACAUUGCACAUCUUCUUCUCCCCAGUGAUGUUCCUCAUGGAUAGUCUCCUGCCCUUCCCCGAAGAAACAGGGCCUGCACAGCAAGGAGGCGGCAGCAAAACCAGACACCUCCUAAGGGUUCUUCUUCUCAGCACAGCAGGCAGUACCGUUAAGCAGCAGCACAAACCCAACCCCACUGGCAGCAUCCCUUCCCUGGCAGCCCCACCAACUUGAGGCGGCAGCAGCAGCAGCAGUAACAGGUGCAUGAACAGAAGGAAGAGGAUCCACCUGAGUUGAAAGCAAUGGAAGGGGAGGGACUGUCCUUGCCUAAUGGGACGAGUGACAGCAGCACUGACGCUCUUGCUCAUGGCUGACUGCUCUGACUGGCAGCAACAGCAGCAGCAGCAGCAGCUCCCCAGGUUUCAGACCAAGUCCAGAUGAUGUCAUCAUGUAAUCUAACGCUGACCAGGAUGCAAUCAGCCAUGAACUCCCUGCCCUCCUUCCUCCAGGAUGAUCCUUCAUCACAUGCUCUUCCCGGGACACACCUGGCCAGCACUCAAGAUGCUGCUGCUGAGCCUGGAAGCAGAGGAGGAGGAGAGCUGGCCUUGUGGUAGUGAGCGGCAUGACUGGUCCCCUUUGCUAAGCAGGGUCCACCCUGGUUGCAUAUGGAAGGGAGACGAGAAGUGUGGAGAAGUGUGAGCACUGGAAGAUCUUCCCCUUAUUAGGGGAUGGAGCCGCAUCUCUGGGAAGAGCAUCUGGGUGCCAAGUCCUCUCCCUGGCAGCAUCUCCAAGACAGGGGGGCUGAGAGAGACUCCUGCCUGGACCUUGGAGAAGCCGCUGCCAGUCUGUGAAGACACUCCUGAGCUAGAUGGACCAAGGCUCUGGCGCAGUAGAUGGCCGCCUCCUCUGUUCCUAUGAAGCAGCCGCUGCCUCUCUUGGGGCCUGCCUCUUUCUCACCACAUUUCGCCAGGAAGGGCGCUCAGCCAAGGCCUGAGAUCACCAUCCCCAAAGAAAGCUGGGACCCCCGUUCGGCUGGCAGCGUCCAUAUUUGAUGCGGAGGAGGAGAAGGGCUCGCCUGGACAAGGCCAAGGGGCUGGGAUCUCCUGGCUGGGGAGGAAGCCGCUGGGAGGAGGGGGCCCCUGCCGCCUCUCUGUGGCCGCUGGUGCCAGGGCAGGGAGGCGGGCAGGCGGCGGCAGCAGCAGCAGCAGCAACCGCCCCCACGGUGGCCACGGAUGGGCACCCGAGAGAAGAAGCCGAGAAGGGCCGGCGCGCCCCUGGCGGGGGGCUGCUGCCUUGGAGACGGCCACCCAUAGCCGGUGGGGGGCAUGAGCCGCAGCUGGGAUGCCGAGGAGGAGCUGCGAAGAAGAGGGGCGCAAGGCCCUCGCGGGCUUCCCCGCCGAAAGACUCCUCCUCGCAAAGGGGAAAGCAGCUCUUCUAGCGGCGGGCGCGAGAGAGCCGAGGCUGCUGCCUCCGUCGGGGCGGGGUGGGCUGCCUGCCCGCCCGCCCGCCAUAGCCACGGGGGUCGGGAGCGGGAUGCCGCCCUGGGCCGCGGCAGGCGCGCGGGUGGCCGGCAGGGGGCGCCUGGCGACUGGGAGCCGCCGCUGUGUUGCAACCGGAGCCCCGGCCGGGAGGCGGGGCGGGCGGGCGGGCGCCCCAGGAAGAAGAGCCGCAGUCCGGCCAGCAGCAGAGGAGCGCGCCGGCUGCGGUCCAGUGGCACCCGCUGUCUGCUCUCCGCCGCCGGCCUCAUGCAGCCCCAGCCGGCUCUGAGCGGCGCCCCCGCAGCAGCUGCUGCCCCGCUCAGCAUGGCACCUGCCAAGAAGAUCAGGGCCAAGAUCAAGAAGACCCUGCCCGUGACCGGCCCCCAGGCGCCCACCCUGCGAGAGCUGAUGCGCUGGUACUGCAUGAACACCAACACCCACGGCUGCCGGCGCAUCAUCGUCUCGCGCGGCCGCCUGCGCCGCCUGCUCUGGAUCCUGCUGACUCUGACCGCCGUCGGGCUGAUUGUGGGCUACUGCGUGCAGCUGGUCAGGAACUACUACAUGGCCUCCGUCUCUGUCACCGUCCAGUUCCACAAGCUCCCCUUCCCAGCCGUCACCAUCUGCAACAUCAACCCCUACAAGUACUCCGCCAUCAAGGAGCAUCUGAAGGAACUGGACAGGGAGACCAUGGAAGCCCUGCGGAUGCUGUACAACUUCACGGGAAGCAGCCCCAGGGAGCGCCGCGAGGCCGGGAGCCCAGAGGACCGGAAGUUCCUGAAGCAUUUCCCCCUGAUGAAGCUGGAGGACCCCCGUCGGAAGACUGCGCACGACAUCAUGACGGGCCACAAGCGGCGGGUCGCGGACAUCGUCCCGGCGGGUGCCAGCAUGGUGACCGUCAAGAACCCUGAGGACAUUGUCGGCUUCCAGCUGUGCGACGCCCACAACAAGAGCGACUGUGCCCUCUACACGUUCAGCUCGGGCGUCAAUGCCAUCCAGGAGUGGUACAAGCUGCACUACAUGAACAUCCUGGCCCAGAUUGACGCCGAGGAGAAAGUGAACAUGAGCUACUCGGCCGAGGAGCUGCUGCUGAGCUGCUUCUUUGACGGCCUCUCUUGCGACUCCAGGAACUUCACCUCCUUCCAUCACCCGCUGCAUGGAAACUGCUACACUUUCAACAGCAAGCAAGACGGGAAGAUCCUGAGCACGUCCACAGGAGGCAGCGAGAACGGGCUGCAGGUGAUCCUGUAUAUCGACGAAGCGGACUACAACCCCUUCCUGGUGACGUCCACAGGGGCGAAGAUUGUGGUCCAUGACCAGGACGAAUACCCCUUCAUCGAAGACAUCGGCACCGAGAUCGAGACGGCGACAGCCACCUCCAUCGGCAUGCACUUUACCAAGUCCAGGCGCCUCAGCAAGCCGUACAGCAACUGCACAGAGACGGGCGAAGACAUCCCUGUCAGGAACCUCUACAACAAGACCUACUCCUUGCAGAUCUGCCUCCACUCCUGCUUCCAGACCUACAUGGUGGACAAGUGCGGCUGUGCCCAGUAUGCCCAGCCCCUGCCUCCUGGCGCCCAGUUCUGCAACUACAAGAAGAACCCCAACUGGAUGUACUGCUACUACAAGCUGCACGAGCAGUUCGUCAAGGAGGAGCUGGGCUGCCAACAGACGUGCAAAGAAGCCUGCAGCAUGAAGGAGUGGACGCUCACCACCAGCCUCGCUCAGUGGCCAUCGACAGCCUCCGAGAAAUGGAUGCUCCGAGUUCUCUCCUGGGACAAAGGAAGGAAAAGCAACAGGAGGCUGAACAAGACAGACUUGGCCAACCUCGUGGUGUUCUACAAAGACCUGAACGAGAGGUUUAUCUCGGAGAACCCGGCCAACGACGUCGUCAGCCUGCUCUCCAACUUUGGCGGCCAGCUGGGCCUGUGGAUGAGCUGCUCCGUGGUCUGCGUCCUGGAGAUCGUGGAGGUCUUCUUCCUGGACACCCUCAGCAUCAUCCUGCGCCGUCGCUGGCAGAAGGCCAAGAGGUGGUGGGGGGGCCGGAGCGGGGGGCAAGGCCAGGGGGGUGCGGGGGCCCCCCCGGACGACACCAGCGGGGGGCAGGGCCACGACAACCCCACUUGCGUCCCAGACGACGACGACGACGACCUGCCGACCUUCAACACCGCCAUGCGGCUGCCGCUGCCCCCCGCAGAGAAGCUGCCCCCCAGGACUCCUCCGCCCAACUACAGCACGCUGCACCUGCAGAGCACCUUCUCCGAGCAGCUGGGGGACACCCAGGAGGGCAGGGGCCAGUGACGCCCGCAGAGGAGCUGCUGGGCCUUCUGGCCGGCUCCUGCCUGCGCUGGCUGCGUGCCCUGGAGAGAGAGGGGGGCGGUGCCCGGCCAGCACCCUGCAAGGCCCACCCCCUGGGGGGCUGCUGUGCUGAUGGAGAACUG